AUGGCCAUAGUAGAAGGUGUCACUUCCGUUGAUGACACCGAUGAUACGGGAGCGCGUGGCAAGAAGCCCCGCAAGAAGAAGCUGAAAUCCAAGCGGGCGGCGACAACCUUGUCGUUGGAGGAGAUAGUGGCGAGUAUGAGCACAGAGAAGAUAUUUGAGUACCUCUGUGUUGACAUGGAAGUGGAGAGCGCCUCCUACGACCUCCGUGUUGGCGACAACGACGGAUACGCGUAUCGUGUAAAGCUGCGCCGUAUCCCGGAGAGUCACCUGCCACUUGUAAAGCCGGCUAUGCGCUCUUUGGAGGAAAAGGGAUUCAUCAACUACUUUGGGCCACAGCGUUUUGCGUCAUACACCAAGCACAACAUGCACCCCGGUCUUCAUCUCCUCAAGGGUGAGUACCGCGCGGCGGCAAGCAUCAUUGUGCAGCAGUUCGCACUGGAUGCGGAGAUCGCGGCGGAGCGUCGACGCACGGGCGCGGCCUUUGCGAAGAUGUACCACUCCAAGGCGAUGGGUUUUCAUCUCCCAGAUCGCAGUAUAUCCCACAGAAACCGGCGCUCUAUAGCGGCGCACGGCACGGCAUUACAGUCGAUCCUUGACAAUGCACUACGGGCUGCUUCGAUGUUAGGCGAGGAUGAAGAGGACGGGGUGGCAGGUGUGGCGGAGGUGGAUCCUUGUGAGGAGGCGUUCUUGCGCGUGGUUGGGCCAAAGGCGUGCUCAAUGUUGGUGCAUGAGUUCCUUGCAUUUGUGUGGAACGAUAUUGUCAACCAGAGACUGCAGCGCUACGGGACAUUUGCGAUUCUUCCAGGUGACCUUGUGCGCCAAAACCCUUUAGCGUCACCGCACUCGGCCGAGUACGGCCGUGUCAAGUAUGCGACGAAGAAGGGUAUCGAUAGGAGUGAUUACAAUUUCUGGGAUGUGGUGCUACCGCUUCCUGGAGUUGGGGUGCAACUCCCUGAAAACCACACAACCGACCUGUACAUUGUAACACUGAAGCGCAUGGGUAUUCUCUUCAACCCUGAGACAAGACAGUGGGACAUUUUCAGACCCCGGCGCAGUUUUAGCGGCGAGGACGCGGCGGCACAUUCUACUAUGGCAGCGUCACCGUACCGACGCUUCUCCUCCUCUUUUGCGCUGAUGGAAGAGGAGCUAGGUAGCAGCACUACAAUGGUUGAGACCAUUGACGGCCGCGACAAUGAUGUUGCAGAAGAAGUAGGCUCAUUAGCAGAUGUUGGUCACCUUCGGAGCGAUCUACGCCGGGGUGUCACACCUGGUAAUCCGCUGGGUGUAAACAUCUAUGGUUUCUACCGUCACUUGCUGAUCAAUCCGCUCCCAACAUUGACGUGGCGGGUGCGGGUGGGACACUCCGGUGACCCACAUCAGCGCUGGGCCCUCGGUGUGCGGCGGGCCUUUACGCGGAACAGCAGCAGCAGCAGUAGUAGUAUUAGUAAUAGUGUUCAUGGUACCCCAGUUGGAACAAAUAGCAGCAACGGUCAGCAGCAGCAACAACCGUCUUUGUUGCUCGGUCGUAGUACUCUGACUAAGGGUGAACGACGGCAGCGCACGGCGCCCCCUGUGCCCUACUGGCUCCCGCAGAAAAGUGAUGUCAGUGUGGACUUAUCCUUUGAACUGCCGUCUAGCGUUUACCCUAGCAUGCUACUGCGGGAGAUCACGAAGAGUGACGUGAACAGUCCAGAAACCGUCGACCUUGAUCGACCGCUUCUCGACACACGGGCAAAGUCGUGGCAUGACCUUACUGCUGAUCAACAGGCAACAUACAGGCGUCACCUUGCGCAGAAGCGGCAGAAAAUGUUUACGUCGCGUCCACGCGCCAUGAACGUGGCACUGUUGCAUCAGCACAUCUUCCGCAAUGGUGGGAUGCGGCGUGGUCUUCUGCCGUCUAUGCGCGGCUACGAUAACGUUUCCAAAUAA
This is a messenger RNA of Trypanosoma grayi, 1929 nucleotides long. RefSeq lists its product as hypothetical. Lineage: Eukaryota; Euglenozoa; Kinetoplastea; Trypanosomatida; Trypanosomatidae. The coding region runs from base 1 to 1929 and encodes 642 amino acids. The record is from RefSeq and is a predicted model, not a curated record. Gene Ontology annotation, biological process: pseudouridine synthesis. The transcript has a single exon. Gene Ontology annotation, cellular component: nucleus. Gene Ontology annotation, molecular function: RNA binding; pseudouridine synthase activity.